Messenger RNA from Chondrus crispus (carragheen), 933 nucleotides. RefSeq lists its product as hypothetical. The transcript has a single exon. Bases 1 to 933 code for a protein of 310 amino acids. Lineage: Eukaryota; Rhodophyta; Florideophyceae; Gigartinales; Gigartinaceae. The record is from RefSeq and is a predicted model, not a curated record.
AUGCCCUACGACACCGUUCCCAUCGUGUCCCAUUACAAGACAGGAGGUUUGGUCGACUUCAGUGUAGAGCUUGACACCAACCACAACGGUUAUUUCGACUUCUUCGUUUGCAACCUUGAUAAGUGCGGUUCGGACAUCUCUGGCAAGUGCUUCACUGAAGGCCAUUGCCAAAAGCUUCUCCGCGUCAAGCACAAAGAUUGCGAAGAUCCUAGCGUCGACACUAACUAUGAAUGCGGUCCCAUCGACCCGGUCUACCCUGGUCGCUGGUACGUCCCCUGCCGGAACACUGGUCACGUUGGGGUCCACAUUGUUGGGGGAGCAUCCGGCACCAUGCGAUACCAGCUUCCGGCUGGCCUUUCAUGCGAGCACUGCGUCAUUCAAUGGUAUUGGGCUACCGCAAACUCUUGUGCCCCCCGUGGAUUCCUUGAUUACUUCGAGACCUUCAACAAUCCCUUCGGAACCACCUGUGAGUCAGACGGGGGCGGGAAAGGUGCUCACCGCAAGGGCAUGUCCGAGUGCGGAGGCGAUUCCGCUCCGGAAGAGUUUUGGAAUUGUUCUGAUGUUCAGAUCACUCCGGAUGGAAAGCCGGCGGGACCGGUCACGGCCGUUGGCGCGCCCGUCGAGGAACGGUCAUCGAUGUCAAACGAUGAGGAGGAGGUCAAGGAGGAUCCUGAAGCCGUCAUGGAGAAGGCUGCUGAAGAGCUUGAAGAGGAUAUCGCCAUGACCGCCGACGAGGACUCUGGAGAAAAGAAGGAAGAGGAGAUGAAGAACGCUAGAGGCGAUUGCUUAAUGGAGGAUGAGCCAUGCGACGCCUCCGUACCGUGCUGCAACCCCCAGCAGGUGUGCGUGUACACGGAGAGCUCAACUGGCUUCACAUGCCGCUUCUGGUGGAGCUUAUGGAAGGACGUCGAGGAGAGGGAACAGGAAAUGUAG